GUAAAAAUGAGUGUAAGAACAUAUAAUCCUUCAGUUCGUGUUGGAAACUGGAUUGAAGAUCUUUGCUUAGAAGAAGACCUCCUUAAAGACUUUGUAGAGAAGGAAGAAAAUGGCGAUCUAUUAAUCUAUAAGGCCAAUAACUUAGCUUCUAAGUUACUUCAGUAUGUUGAGCUCAGCAAGCCAAAGAAUGGUAAUAUCUGUUUUGGUGACAUCAUUUGUUUGUAUAACCCUAGAACAGAAGCUAAUUUGUCAAUAAAUUUAUCAAACAGUCGCUUACACGAAGCAAACAGUGUGUCAGCACCAUGUGGAGUAUCAGCAUCGAAAAUCCUAAAUCCGUGUUUUAGAAAUGCCUUCGUUAUAACCAGUUGUGAUGGUGUCAGUCAAGUAGGAGACUUUCUGACAUAUGGACAACAAUUUCUUCUUACCACCUUACCAGGGAUUGGAGGAGAGCUCAAAUUAUCAAGUGAUGUUGCCACUUUUAUGAAAAAUGCCAAGAAAUCUCGUUUACAAGAAGUCUCUCUUACCAGUACAAUAUCUUAUUUAUGUCACUGGCAAAUUCUUCAUUUCGACCCACAGCAGAGAUUCGAAAGCGAAGGCACACCUGUACCAGCGAAUGAGAAAAUAAUGUUUAAUCACUGCAAGACAAACCAGAGACUUUGUGCGCUACAAGAAUACGGUUUUAGAACCACGUUUGGACGGGAGCAUGAAGUAGCUGGACACACCUUUCUUAAUUCUCAUAAAGCAGAAAAAGAGGAAAAUCACUGGGUGAUGGUUGAGCAGGAAAAUGAUUAAGUGAUAAGCUUGUGUAUUUUUUUAAAACCAAAAUUGUUGUUAUUAAUAUAUAUUUUUACAAACUUUAAA
Messenger RNA from Hydractinia symbiolongicarpus, 861 nucleotides. RefSeq names its product cilia- and flagella-associated protein 161-like. Gene Ontology annotation, cellular component: motile cilium. NCBI's taxonomy places the organism in Eukaryota, Metazoa, Cnidaria, Hydrozoa, Anthoathecata, Hydractiniidae. The coding region runs from base 7 to 792 and encodes 261 amino acids. Gene Ontology annotation, biological process: cilium assembly. The record is from RefSeq and is a predicted model, not a curated record. The transcript is spliced from 8 exons.